AUGUCCGUCUCGAGUAAGAUUAAUGUUAUCCUAUUGAUACUCUUAGUCAAAUUUGUUAUUACCAAUUCAUCUUCGUAUUCAGCUUGUACAAAACGGCUAGAAGUAUUAUUUAGACAUUGUUUGCUUUCCGCUUUAAUUUCAAAGCGUUGUCUUGGUCUGAACGAAAAGGUCAUUUCAUCUUCUUAUAGUGGCAUUGAAGAAUUGAAGAAACUUUGUAAUUCAUGUAGAGGCUGUGAAGUUUCAUUUAUGAGUUGUUCAGUUAAUAAACUGGACUCUAUUGACAACAGAGAAUGUUCGCAGGCUAA
Molecule: messenger RNA, 305 nt
Organism: Schistosoma guineensis
Lineage: Eukaryota; Metazoa; Platyhelminthes; Trematoda; Strigeidida; Schistosomatidae
Source: the annotation of a GenBank genome assembly